UUUUUAAAUCCAGGCUGCAAGGGGACACCCCCACAUGUUCCGUGGAUUCCGAUGCCUCCGAUCCCAGCAGGUCCAGGUACAGAGAGAUAUCUGCAAUUGCGAUUUUUAAAUAAAAUUACAACUAAACAAAAGCAUAUGUACGGCCAGAUUCUUCUACUCAAGUGAGCAAGGUUUGGUUUUGAUGCCUUUUAAUUUUUUUCGAGUUUAUGUUGCGGGACGCAUUUAUCAGGGUACAGUAUAGUUUCCAAAAGGCUCUAAUGGGUCGAGCAAAAAGUCAAAGCCAAAAGAGCCGGCUGUUAACUAUAUGAAUAGUCAGACUAGCGUUGCUCUCUUAUUUGACUGAUGACCAGUGACCUUAUAAUUUGGUUUCUGUGUCUAGGUAAAGCUUCCCCACCCGCUCCACCGAUGCCUUCGGGGCAGCAGCAACCGAGUUAUAUUGUAGGAGGCCAGACAGCUGAAAUAGGAGAGUGGCCAUGGCAGGCAGGACUAAAGCGGUCCGCAGAAGACACUAUUUUUUGUGGUGGCUCUCUCAUUAAGUCACAGUGGAUAGUAACUGCUUCACAUUGUUUAUAUGAUAUGGUUAGGUACACUACAACCCCUGGUAAAAUACCACACAUAGAGGUAAUCCUGGGAGAAUUUAAUCAGGAGAAAAAAGGAAGAAAAGAAGUUUUAGUAAACGUUUCAAAAUUGUUCCUUCACGAACAGUUCAAUCCUGAAACCAUUGACUAUGAUAUCGCAUUGCUUAAGCUAGAAUCUCCCGUAGAACUGUCGAAAACUAUAAGACCAGUCUGCCUUCCUGAAGAAAGCAUGACAUUCAGACCUGGAACAAUGUGUUACGUCACUGGUUUUGGUGUUACGGAGCAGGGAGGAGACGUGUCAGCCACUCUUCAAGAAGCCAGUGUACCAAUUGUACCUCAGAAGACAUGCCAAGAAGCUUAUAAAACAAAAAAGAUAACUACCCGAAUGUUUUGUGCAGGCUUAGCCGAGGGAGGCAUUGACGCGUGUCAGGGAGACAGUGGAGGGCCAUUAGUCUGUAAAAAGAACGACUCUUGGGUAUUAAAAGGCAUUAUCAGUUGGGGAGUCGGUUGCGCUAGACCCGGGGCUUAUGGAGUAUAUUCCAAUGUCCAAACCUUUCUUCCGUGGAUCCUCAACAUUAUGAACAAAGAGGCUCCCCAAGACUCGGAGAUUAACUUAAGCUGA
Molecule: messenger RNA, 1200 nt
Organism: Porites lobata
Lineage: Eukaryota; Metazoa; Cnidaria; Anthozoa; Scleractinia; Poritidae
Source: the annotation of a GenBank genome assembly